UCACUAUCGCUCCCUUGUAUCUUUCAGCAUACCAGAUAUAUGGAGAAUGAUGUAGCUAAAGAGGUUGAAGCAAUGCUGGAGAAGGCACAACCUUUGUUUACAACCAAAAGCUGCUGCAUCUACAAAGUGCCCCAUCAAAUCCGCCAAUCAAGCGAAGAUGCAUACACCCCGGUGCUUGUUUCAAUUGGCCCUCUGCAUCACGGGAAUUCUAGACUGGUAACCAUGGAAGGGCACAAACAGUUUUAUUGUCAACAUUUCAUUCAAAGAUCGGAGGCAAGUUUGACCGAUUUGGUGAGUUGCGUGCAACAGUUGGAACCACAAAUUCGUGCAUGUUACUCGGAGAAAAUCGAACUCGCAGUAGAUGAAUUGGUGAAGGUGAUAUUCAUAGACUGUUGCUUCGUAAUUGAUCUUUUUCUCAGAGAUUAUGAGCGGACAACAGAGGAUGAUGUUAUCUUCUCAAAAGAUUGGGUUUGGAAUCUGGUAAGCGAUGAUUUGAGAUUGCUUGAAAAUCAGGUUCCUUUGUUUGUUGUUGAGAAAAUAUACAAUCUAGCUUUUGCUUCUCGCUUACAUGGUGAUGGAUUCCCUUCAUUUAUGUCGCUUGCUGUUAGUUAUUUUUCAUAUUUCAACAAACAAGGAGUGUUAGCACCGGCUAGUAGCAGUAUAGCACACUUCACUGAUCUGAUUAGAUACUUCAUGUUGCCACCAUCUCAUAAAAGACCUUUAAGGAACGAUGGACCCUUAGUCCUUGGUCACAGUGCAUUUGAGUUAGUUGAAGCAGGAGUGAAGUUCCAAGUAAAUAAAUCAAGUCAUGGCUGCAUACUUGACUUGGAAUUUGAGCAUGGUAUCCUUAAAAUUCCACACAUUAUAGUAGAUGAUUUCACUGAAGUUUGGUUGAGGAACAUUGUGGCUUUGGAACAGUGUCACUAUCCUCGACAUCACUACUUCACUGACUACGUUGACUUCCUUGCUCAACUUGUCAACACAAACAAGGAUGCGGAUGUCCUCAUCAAAGCUCGAAUAAUUGAGAGUAAUGUAAGUGGUAAGGACACUUCAGUGGCUAAGCUAUUCAGCGAUGUUUGGAAAAAAAUUCUAGUGUUAAAUUAUAAUGCCAAUUAUCUCCAAAUUUGCAAUGACUUGAAUGCUUUUUACGAACAUCCCUGCCGCACUAAAAUAGCAACUCUGAGACGCGAUUAUUUCACCACUCCAUGGAAGACAGCAACUUCUAUUGCUGGAAUUCUAUUGCUCCUUCUUACUGUUAUUCAGACUGUAUGUUCCAUUCUCCAGCUUCAUUCUUAA
Molecule: messenger RNA, 1296 nt
Organism: Arachis stenosperma
Lineage: Eukaryota; Viridiplantae; Streptophyta; Magnoliopsida; Fabales; Fabaceae
Product: UPF0481 protein At3g47200-like
Exons: 2
Coding region: 40-1296 (418 amino acids)
Source: RefSeq, a predicted model, not a curated record